AUGACAGCGAGCUCCAGUUUGAACGCGGUGCUUCAGAGUCAGGGCAGUGUGUUAAAGACACUCUUGACACAGCCUCAUGUUGGAGUCAGUGGGUCUGAGAGAGUGGUCCUGGAGAGGCUGCAGAUGGCUGUAAUCUCCUUCAGACGACACACUCUGCAGUGGACUGUGGAGUGGCUGCAGGAGGAGGAAGAGGAGGAGGAGGAGGAGGUGUGUGGAGUGCUCCCGCCAAAACUGAAGGACUACCCCUCCCCACAUCAGGGACUGCACCCCCCCACAUCAGGGACUACCCCUCCCCACAUCAGGGACUGCACCCCCCCACAUCAGGGACUGCCCCUCCCCACAUCAGUGACUGCCCCUCCCCACAUCAACUUCUCCGAUUCCGCCGCGGUCACACUCACGCCAUUGUUCUGCGUGUUUGUGAAUGAAAGAGGGAGGCCGAACGAAACCGCCGCUCAGCCUGUCGUCCCGGUGUCUCUCCUGCCGUUUGUGGCUCCAGGCUCUGGUCGGACAGGAGCAUAG
Molecule: messenger RNA, 519 nt
Organism: Knipowitschia caucasica
Lineage: Eukaryota; Metazoa; Chordata; Actinopteri; Gobiiformes; Gobiidae
Source: the annotation of a GenBank genome assembly